Cydia strobilella is the source of this 8721-nucleotide messenger RNA. Its product is annotated as adenosylhomocysteinase-like 1. The record is from RefSeq and is a predicted model, not a curated record. Gene Ontology annotation, cellular component: cytosol. Gene Ontology annotation, biological process: L-methionine cycle. The coding region runs from base 377 to 1978 and encodes 533 amino acids. The transcript is spliced from 10 exons. NCBI's taxonomy places the organism in Eukaryota, Metazoa, Arthropoda, Insecta, Lepidoptera, Tortricidae.
ACAUUUCAGUCAUUUCAGGGGGUGAAGUGGAGGGGCGUAUAACUACGGGCGGAAGUGUAGCUGGAAAAACGAUUUUUCCGAUAUAGUAUUACUUAUUAUAACCAAAAUGCAAAAAGCUUUAAAAGAACUGUAUUAAUUAAACCAAAGAAUUUAUUUAUUACCGUAAUUUGUGUUUAUUCCUUAGGAUAAAAGAAGUAUAGCCGUUGCGGCUAAAUUGUGGUGUUAUUAUUGAUAUUUUUAUUUUAUGCGCUUACAUAAAACGCUAUUAUUUUUUAGUACAUUUAUAAUUUAUUGAUUGAAUAGUUUAACCCACCGUUCUACUUGUAAGAAGUCACGAAAACCGUAAAAAAAACUUACACAUUUUUUAAAAUAAAAAAUGUCUGAUGGCCACGGAGAACCCAAUCAGCAUCGGAAAGAAAGUGUUUCUGCGGCGAAUGUGGCCAGCGAUAGUCCUGUAACAGACCCCGGGCAAGUGCGAGGGGGCUCCACAGUAGAAGGGGCUGCUGGGAAGUUUGAAGCCCCCAGAGUCAAGUCUGGAGCCCUAAAAAAAUCUGCAAGAUAUAGAAGUAGAUCACUGUCGGCGUCGUCGGCAGAUUCGUACAGUUCUACGUCCUAUACUGGGUCAUCAUCAGAAGAAGACGAAGGCAUACAACCCCAUGAGAAGGCGAUCGCAGCUGGCACCCCCAACCCUAAUUACUGCGUGAGAAACGUGGAACAGCAUGCGUUCGGACGGAGAGAGAUAGAGAUAGCCGAGCAGGAGAUGCCUGGGAUCAUGGCUUUGAGGGCCAGGGCUAAAGAGGACAAACCACUUAAGGAUGCUAAGAUCGUGGGCUGCACGCACAUCAACGCCCAAACCGCAGUUCUCAUCGAAACAUUAGCUGCAUUGGGCGCUACAGUACGUUGGGCGGCCUGUAACAUCUACAGUACACAGAAUGAAGUUGCGGCAGCGUUAGCACACGCAGGUUUCGCAGUAUUCGCCUGGCGAGGCGAGAGCGAAGAAGCCUUCUGGUGGUGUAUCGAUCAGUGUUGCGCCCCCAGCGCUACCUGGCAACCGAACAUGAUCCUCGACGACGGAGGAGACGCCACACAUCUCAUGUUGAAGAAACAUGCCGCAGCUUUUAAGCAAAUUAAAGGCAUAGUAGAAGAGAGCGUGACGGGUGUCCACAGACUAUACCAGCUAAGUAAAGCGGGCAAGCUGUGCGUUCCCGCCAUGAAUGUCAACGAUUCUGUCACCAAGACGAAAUUUGAUAAUCUGUACUCUUGCCGUGAAAGCAUAAUAGACGCCCUAAAAAGAAGUACGGAUCUCAUGUUCGGUGGGAAACAGUCGGUAGUAUGCGGGUACGGGGAAGUCGGCAAAGGGUGUUGUCAAGCGCUCAAGGCACUGGGGUGUGUGGUGUACGUGACAGAAAUCGACCCAAUUUGUGCGCUACAAGCCGCCAUGGAUGGCUUUAGAGUUGUCAAAUUAAAUGAGGUGAUAAGACAAGUGGACAUCGUAAUAACAGCGACAGGCAAUAAAGGGGUCGUCACACGUGAACACAUGGAGAGGAUGAAAAACGGUUGCGUUGUAUGCAAUAUGGGGCACUCUAACACUGAAGUUGAUGUGCAUGCUCUGAGGACGCCGGACUUGUUGUGGGAGCGAGUGAGAAGCCAGGUGGACCACAUAAUUUGGCCGAACGGCAAACGCAUUGUGCUACUGGCGGAAGGUCGUCUUGCCAACCUGUGCUGUUCCUCUCUUCCCUCAUUUGUUGUCUCUGUCACGGCCGCUACGCAGGCCCUGGCUUUAAUAGAGCUGUAUAACGCACCCCAACAUCGAUACAAGGCGGACGUAUACUUACUGCCAAAGAAAAUGGACGAAUACGUGGCCAGCCUCCACCUCCCCACCUUCGACGCUCAUCUCACAGAACUCACGGACGAACAGGCCAAAUACCUAGGUCUCAACAAGGUCGGCCCUUUUAAGCCUAACUAUUAUAGGUACUAGCAUAGAGGGAAAAUUGCUCCUCCGUAACAUGGCCACUGCUGAACAAUAAUAGACCUUAUCAUGGUGAAAUAGAGUUUGAAUUGAGUAACAAUGUAACAAAAGUACAAUACAAUACAAUACAAAAUAAAUACAAAUACAGUUGCUCAAAAAGAGCUACUUUAAGUAGCUAUUUAGCGUUCGCAAAGUUGGUUUUUGUACUUUUUACUUUUCCUGCUUUAUUAAAUUUAAUUCUGACCGUAAUCGAUAAGUACACACCAAAGAGUUUGGAUGUUCAAAAACUUUAUAUGUUUUUAUUUUGCCAUUAGACAUUUAUUACAUACAAAAAGUAUUGCUACGCGAUAUAAAAUAAGUAUUUAUUUGUUAUUAUAUAAAUAUAACGUUACAUAAUACGAUAUUUCAAUAAAAAACUUUUUUAUUAUUUGGCUGAAUGGAACUAUCAUCACGUUGGUUGUCGUUAACAGAAAAAAAUCAUUUACUUGUAUGGUCUCGUAAAUAAUAACACACUUUCCACACUUGCAUUGAAAUUAUAUUGCACACCUCAAUAGACGAAAAUAAUACUAAAGAAAACGGCAACUCUGGCAGAGAUUAAGGGUGGUAUUCAAUCUGUCCAAUAUUUUGGUCCAAUGUCUUGCGUCUCACAUUCUGAUUAAUGAGAGAGUGAGACGCAACGUACAUUGGGCCAAGAUAAGUAACAUCUUAAACAACAGACGGUCUUAUCGCUAAACAGCGGUCUACCUACCAACCUACGCGAGUAUUAGCUGUUAGACAAGAUUUUGUCAGUAAACAGUAAACGCCAUUAGGAUUUAGGCACUUAGCCACUCAUGUUAACCCUUUGAACGCCAAGAACCCAUAAACUGGUCGUCACUAGUCGUGCCCACAGCGCCAAGGACCACUAUAUGGGUUAUGGCGGACGCUGUCAAAGUAUCCUUGACACUUUCAAGUAAAGUUUAGAUUCGCUCGCUUGCGCCCGUUAUCUUGGCGAGACAGUGACGUUUUUGUUUAUGACAUAAACCGUUCAAAAGGUUUAAAAUUCAUGUACAUACAACCCGAAAUAAACGAAAAAUGGAAAAUACGCCGUCAGUGCCCAAAUUCGAACUCGUGAAAGUCGAGUAUUUCCUUCAUAAUUUUUUUCAUAACUUCAAAAGGAAUUAAACUUCAUGCACUUUAUGGUGCAUUUAAAUAAAGUAAUUUCGUUAGCAGGUUCUGCUAAGUUUGGAAAUCAAUAAAAAAAUUACAGGAAUAACAAAGCAAAAAAAUAUUAAAUAAAUGUAGAAAUCUCUAUGAUAAGGUCUGUGGCCACGUGACUUUAAUGUUACUUCGCGUCACUGAAAUCUUUAAAUUCUUCGCACUUUUUGAGAAAAGCAGAUGUUUACAUGCCUAACUCUCAUUUCAUAAGACCUCGCUCAGACGGCCGUUAAAAUAAACUCGUCGGCAGAUUUGAAAUAAUUGUGUUUUGUACAUUUUCCGUUUUCAUUUAUUUUUCAGUUCGUCAACUGUUUUAUAAUGAUAAACCAUAGGCAAAAUUAUAUUAAGAUUGUAGCUGCAAAUUUGGCAGCUGAUGUAGAUGGCGUUGUGAGGCCACAUAAAAAUUGUGAUAUAGUUGUUUUUUUAAGAACUUCUAUCAUUUGGACAUCUUAAAAAAUCUAACUAUAGUUUGGUAAGUCAUUUUCGUCGGUAGAAAAAGGCGGCAAAUUUAAAGAAUGUAGGGGUUGUCCUUCGAUAGAAAAUUUGAAUAUUAUAUGUGGUAUUUUCUAUAAAAAGGGACCUUAUUGUCGAUGGCGCUUACGCCAUUAUAAACGAUGCUCCGGUAUAAAUACAAUGCUGCGCGACGCUGUGCGGCGUAAGCGCCAUCGACAAUAAGGUCCCUUUUCAUAGAAAAUGACCCAUAUAAUAUAAAAUUGGAUUGUCAAAUGUUUGUCAACACAUCUAGCGGAAUUUUUGACAAUUCAACUCAUAAAAAUGUAUCCAAUCACACGUAGUGUUAUUUGAGAAUAUUCGUUCCGAUUUUAAAUUAAACCAAUGAUUUAAGUUAGUUUUUGGUUUAAAAGUAAAUGCACCCACUUUGUUUUUUGGCAAAAAUUAUCAGUUAGCAUUAUCUACUUUUUUUUUUGCAAGACCUUUGGAUUGAAUAACAUUAUUUGUAUUUGAAGGUUUACUUAGUUUUCGACCAACUUUUCAACGGCAUAUCGCAGUAUUAAAAUAGCGUCACAAAAAAUAUUGUAACAAUUUUUUUUAUCAACUAUAAUAUUCAUAAGCAAACGCUGUAGUCAACAAUAAUGAAUUUGACCAAUCACGUGGCGCCGCGGUCCAGUGGAAAAGACACCAACGCGCGACUUUUUCACGAGUAAUAUUCAUAUAUUAUGCACGCAUUGAUGUCUUUUGUAUUACUGAAAUACGUACCUAAUUUUCUUUAAUUAUUUAGAUUUUGCAGUAGAAAAAGUAUUAUUUUAGAUGACUCGUAGAAAAAGUAUUGUAUACAAUAGUGAUAUAAUCAAGCUUUUCAAUCUCGUACCUUCAUUAGGCCACUCAGCAAGCUUCGUGCCCUAAACAUGGUAGUUGACUGAAGAGCUCUCUAUUAUAUCACGAUUGUAUAAAACUCUAUUGAAUACUUGCCAAAAAUGUAGUUAUUCUUCAAUAGUUGACCGAACGAUAUUGUACAAUUGUAAUGUAUAUUUAUUUGCAAUUUUGUAACUAAAAACAAUUGUGGCUUUCCAUCAGAAAAGGAUCCUUAUGCUUCAUGUGCAAUAAGAACCAUUCUAUUAAAAUUUAUGUUGGAAUUUCAGAUAAACUGGUCCUUAUUGCACUUAAAUCAUAAGGACCCUUCUGUGCUGGAAAGCCACAAUUAGCGAAUGUAGCCUAGUUCGUCAAUGUACAAAUCGAUCGAUAUGGCAAAUAUAGGAGAUGCAGUAUUAGGAUGUAAAAACGUUACAAAUGUGUAUUUAUUUAGUUAUUGACGAAAUUGAGUUUUAAUAUGUUACCCUUCGAAGCCUUUUGAGAUGUAAGGGCUACUUGCACCAUCCCACUAACCCGGGGUUAACCGGUUAAACCGUUAACCCAGUAUCAAAUUGUACUCGUAACCAUGGUAACCCCAGGUUUAACCGGUUAACCCCGGGUUAGUGAUGGUGCAAGUGGCCCUAAGAAACCUAUGUAUAAUAUUAAUAUUUAUUAAUCAUGCUACAGAUGUAGUGUAUAAUCCUUUACCAUCGUAUUUUCACGGAAACUUACGAAUGUUAUUUCAGUCAGUCAGUCUCAGUACAAAAAGUACUGAGGUACGGUGACUGCUGUAGUUAUUGGCCACUACAUAGUUAUUGACCACUACAUAGUAAGUGGCCAAUCUUAACAAUAAGGCUUCAAUAGGGAAUAUUACUGCAAUGUUCUGUCGCCAGAGUGUAGCACUAGUGCACAUUCUAAACCAUAAAGUAACUUAUACAAACUAUGUCAUUGAUGCAUCAUGGCGGUUUGUUUACAGGUGGCCUAUCGCGAACCGCGAAAAUCUAAAUUUCGUUAUCUGCCUCUCUAUCAACGAAUAUGUAAGAGUGAUAGGGCAGAAACCGAACUUUAGAUUUCGUGAUGCCUUCGUUACUGAAGCCCUCUAUGCAGAGUUUUGCGUAAUAUUCCCUAUUGCCUUGUUUCUUUCUGAUUUGUUAGGAGUGGCCAAUUACUAUGUAGUGGCCAACGACUAUAGCAGUCACCGUAGACUGAAGUAGCAUGACAAAUACGAACGUUUCCAAGAAAUGAUGGCAAAGGAUUGUUCACUACAUCUGUACAAGUAUGCUCUCUCGGAAACCAACCCUAGAUAUGUUAUACCCAUGCACAAUUGGACAUUCGAACAUGUAGGUACCAUAUAAAAUCCUUACUAAUAUUAUAAAUGCGAAAGUGUGUCUGUCUGUCUGUUACCUCUUCACGCUUAAACCGCUGAACCGAUUUAGUUGAAAUUUGGUAUACAGAUACUUAGAGUCCGGGGAAGGACAUAUGAUACUUUUUAUCCCAUAACUCACCCCUCAAGGGGGUGAAAAGGGGGGUGGAAUUUUGUAUGGGGAAUCAAUAACCGCUGACCCGAUUUAGAUGAACCUUGGUAUGGGAAUAGUUUGAGCUGUGGGGAAGGAUAUAGAAUAAUUUUUAUUCCCGAAAUCAUCCCUUAAGGGUGUAUAAAAUGAGGUGGAAAUUUUAAGAGUGGACCAAUUUGAGGGUGAAAAGAAGAGAGUAGAUUUGUUUUAAAAUUAAGUAAGGAACCCAAAUUACUAAUUCCACGCAGACGAAGUCGCGGGCAAAAGCUAGUAGACGAAUAAAAAAUAAAACACUUACAAAGUAGUCAUUUUCGGGGUUUCCGGGGGUAAUUCUAGGUCAUUUAACUAUGCCUUUAAGAAUAAGUUAAUUUAAAAGAUUACAAGAAAUUAAUUUGACCACUUUUUGUUUGUUUUUAGUAGCUUUAUAAUUAUUUUUUUCAGUCAUGUUAAUGUAACAUAAUCGUGAUAUCGGUGACAUUGUUACCUUUUAUUUUUUGUAUUUGUAUUUAAGUUAUAUAAAUUGUAUUUGAUGAAGAUAUAAUAUGUUUGUUAUUUGGUUCGUAUGCGAUUCAUAUUUUUAUGUUGUUUUUGUGCUAUAUUUUUGUGUAAAAGGAUGUACUUUUUUUAAUUUUAUUACAUUCCAAAUUGUUAAAUAAUGAGAGAUUUUGAUGCAAGAUUAUAUGCGAAAAUUUUUAAUUUUGUGAAAAAAGUACUCAUAUAAACCGUAUAAACUCAUAUAAAAAAAAACAAUUUAAAAUAAUAAUUCGAUACCAAAAAUGUGUUUGUAUUCUCUAUUUAGCAUAUUUUAAUAAUGAUUUAGAAAUGAAACCUUAACAAAUAAAGAUAAAAAGUUGACUGUACCGAAACUCUCAUUAUUUAAGUAAACUGUACAUUGAAAAUCCAACAAUGUGUAGAAUAAAAGUGAUUUGUGUGUGUGACGAGUAAAUGAAGUUUAAUUAGAAUUCCGAUUUUCUUACAGACCUAAUUUAGAACGAAAGUUAAUAUAAUUAAAGUUAAGUUAAUAUAUUUCUAACAAACAUAAAAAUAUAAAAACAUAAAUUAACUAAAAAUAUCUACAUAUAUUUACAAGUAAAAAAUGGGAGCUAGCUCGGCGCUGGUAAGGUGCCCAGAAGGCUGGUAGCAUUGCCGCGCUGAAUAGCGAUGCCAAUGCGCUGGGCAAGGAAGUAACCAGCCCUCUGGUCACCCGUAGCAUCAGUGAGACGCUUUGCUAGCUCCCUAAAUAUACAAUAUUUAGAACCAUAUCAUACUAGAACUAUACUAUACUACUAUAGGUCUGACAUUUUGAAAAUAUUUAAAAACAGAAUUAACAAAAUUUCACGACAAAAUGCGAUUAAUUACAUAUAUUAAAAACGGGUCUUAAACUCACGUAUUGUCGAAAAACGCUCGACAUGUUUCACUCCGUACCGUGGAGUGUCAUCAGGAGCUUGCGUUAUGCUAUUGCGUUGCUUUUAACAUACGAAAGCAUUUUUGCCCAAGACAAAAUGGAGACCUUUUCGCUCGGAAAAUUAUAGGUAAUAUCUGAUAAUAAUAAAAAAAACGCGACACAACUAACAACCUUAAUAAAAACUUAGUAUAUGGCGGUUUCAAAAACAUAAUACCUAAAACAAUCAAAUCCUACCUAACCUAAACCAAUUACAUAAUACCUAAAUAAAUUGGCAUUUUGCUUGGACGUCAGUCUUCCGUGACCACAGCUAGUGCAACCUAGUUGAAUCGUCGGGAAAAAGGUAAAAUAAUGAAGUUUAAUCGCGUCCCAGGUAGCAAAAUGACGUCAAAUGACGUCAGCGACGUCAUUAUGACGUAAUAAUGCCGUCAUUAUGACGUCGCUGACGUCAUUUUGCUACCUGGGGUUAGACCCGAUAAUGACAUUAAUUAUGUGUACAAAACGAGUUUCAAGUGUUAUAUAAUACCUAAAUAUGUAAUGUCAUAAUGUGCCAUGGUUCUUAAUUUGGCCUUGUAUAAAAAUCGGGAUGUAAAGAACAAUAAAUAAUAUUAGAAAAAGAGUAGACAUCCCUAGGUCAAAAUUAAUCUUAAUUUUGUACUAAAUGCUUUUGUACUGGACCUAAUCAUUUAAUGGUGAAUAUUAUGCAAAACUCUGCUUAGGGGGCGCCACUAGCACAAAAAGUAAACAAACCACCUUGAUGCAUCAAUGUCAUAUUUAUUCGUAACAAAUAAUCUGUGAAAACAUGUAAAAAACUGUUUACGGCAUAGGUUAUAUGUAUAAGUACAGAAUAAAUAAUAGUUCUUGGUACAGAAGGUUCACUCUCUAACAAAACGCGUCUAUUACGACAGAUAUGACCGCAAGGUGGCGCAAGCGCGAAUAGGCGUCCGUUCCGUAGCGGUGCGCGGCAACUACUAUUUCUAGACACCAACAUUGGUGUGGGCCGCAUGUACUUGUAGCGACGCGACAAAAUCGCGGAGUGAGCCACGCCUGGUAUAAGUUACUCUAUGGUUUGUGCUAGUACUGCCCUCUGGCGGCAGAACAUUGCAGUAAUACUCCUUAUUGCAAAACGCCAAGUUUUCGAAUAUGUAGCAAAGAAUAAGAUCUAACUUUGGAAUAACCUUCAUUAUUAGGGAUGUCUAUACUUUUCUAGUAUCUAUGCUCUAAUAUUAUUUAUUGUGAGUGUGGAAUUACUAUUAGUGAAAACGCCUAAACUACGGAUUCGUAGCGAAGUUAGAUAUUGUUGCAAUGUUUAAUAAAUAAAGGUUUUUCGUAAA